UUAAGUGGUGUGGCCUCAAAAGGAUGCAAGAGUAAAAAAAGACAGCAUCGGCUACUUGCAGUUUCUAUAAGGUCACAGGAAACAUUAACAAUGGUUGCACGCGGCUGGAUGAAGGAUCUCUUUAAUUAUGACUCCCCAAAACUGAUCCGUUUUCCGAGUGUUGGAUGUGUAUGUGUGAAGUGGUUCAUUUACGGAAUUAUUGCUGUGUAUAUUUGUUAUACACUCAUUGUUCAAAAACGCUAUCAAGAGAAAGAGGAACUUACCAGCUCAGUUCGCAUUAACCUGAAAGGAGUGGCUCAUGCAGACAGGAUCUGGGAUGCAGCAGAAUACACCAUACCAACACAGACAAGAGACUCUUUUUUUGUGAUGACCAACGUCAUUCGGACAGACAAUCAGAUUCAACAGACUUGCCCUGAGUAUCCCAUCGCCAAAGCUAUCUGCUCUUCAGAUAGGUCCUGUGAAAAAGGGAUUGUAAAUGUCCACAGUAAUGGAGUUCAAACUGGAAGAUGUGUGCGUUAUAAUGCAACUUACAAAACCUGUGAGAUCAAGGCGUGGUGCCCUGUUCAAAUGGAAGAAAGCCCCCCCACGCCAGCUGUUCUGAGGAGUUCUGAAGAUUUCACAGUGCUUAUAAAGAACAACAUUCACUUCCCCACAUUUAAUUACACCGUACAAAAUAUUUCACCCAAAUUGAAUAUUUCUUGCAAAUUCAACAAGGUAACUGACCCACUCUGUCCGAUAUUCCGCUUGGGAGAUAUUCUUCAGGAAGCAAAAGAGAACUUUUCUGAGGUGGCAGUCAAGGGAGGAAUCAUUGCCAUUGAGAUUAAAUGGGACUGUGACUUAGACAGGUGGUCUUACUACUGCAGUCCAGAGUACAGCUUCCGCCGCCUGGAUGACAAAACAAGAACCCAAUACCCUGGAUUCAGCUUCAGGUUUGCAAGGCACUAUAAGCUACCAAAUGGGACAGAGCAGAGAACCCUUUUCAAAGCCUAUGGAAUACGAUUUGAUGUCCUUGUGUUUGGCAUGGGUGGAAAAUUUAAACUCAUUGAACUCUUUACAUUCAUUGGGUCCACGAUCGCCUAUUUUGGUUUGGCUGUGACCGCUAUAGAAAUGUGUUUUCAAUUUUACAAUUGCUCCAGCUGCUGCAAAAUACCAUUCUGUGAAAAUUUAAUCAGGAAGAAGUAUGAGACUGUGCUGAUGCCAGAACAGGUGAUGUUUGUGUCCUACGUCGAUAACCCACACAUUACUUUGAUAAAGUUGCCUCUGGAAACAAGCUUGCAGAAUGCUGACGGCAGCAGUUUUGAGAACCACCCUAUGAAAUUCUACGAUCCUCGCACCUGCUGCACCCAUGAGUCCAACAAGAACCACAGCACUGCACAGUCCGAGCUCAGGCUGCUCACACAAAGCAUCUCUUCCGCAGACUGCCCUGAGUGGUGCUGCUGUGGCCAAUGCCAGAUGACACAGAAGUACCACGAGCAGCUCUGCUGCCGGAAAAAAGAAGGGCAGUGUAUCACAACCACCUACUGGUUUACACAGCUGGUGUUGUCCAGAGACACUCUGAAUAAGGCCCUUCUCUAUGAAGACCCCUUUCUGGACCUGACAGGUCACAGUUCCAACAGCCAGCUGCGUCGCAUUGCUUACAAGCAGUACAUUCACUGGCGCUUCGGCUCUUUUGAGCUGGAGGACAGAGCCAUCAUCCCAAGCUGCUGCAGGAGGUUGAUUAGAAAUACUUAUCCCAAAGCAAACGGCAACUAUACUGGUUUUAAUUUGGAAUGAGGAUGCAGCUUACCUUGGCUUGUAUGGUGGAUUUUUAACCUAUUGCUUUUAUGUACCUAUAGAAGAAAAAGCAUAUGAUUUUCCAAGAUCUGCUAUGCAGCUGAAUUCUUGUGUACUGUCAUUGGAAAGGGACUAUUGCCUACUGCUUGGCUUAGAGUUCCUUUGGUUCCAAACCAAGUUCCUUUGGUUUGGAAUUGUAGCCUCUGGGGUGAAUUCUUGGUGCUACGUUUUAGUGAAAAGUUCCAGCCCUUUGCCUUUGCUUUGGCGUGUACCAGAGUUCCAGAUGAAUCAGGAGAUGACCAACGCCCUGAAAAUAAGGUAGAGUUAAGGAUCUUCUCAAGGCAUCACCCCUGAGAGAAGCCCAAGAGAUACGACUUGAAAAUGUCAUCCUAUGUUUUUCUAUCCCCUCGCCUCACCACCAUGCUGUGACCCUGGAUCAGGACUAAUAAGAGGCCACAGUGCUUGUAUAUUUGUAUCCCACUGUUAAGGGCCUCACAGUCCAUCCAGAUUAAACAGGCUUAUUUUAGAUUUCAGUAACACAAAGCGUUUUCUGAAAAGCCCAGCUGUUCUCUUGCUUAAAUCAGGAAUUACAAUGUAAAGUACUUACACCAUCUUUGUGUAAUAUUUGCAGGCAUUUCAUUCAUAUUAAUUGAAUUUUAAUGCUAAGUCUUUGGCCUCCUGUUUGCUCUUAGCUUCAAGCAGGCCUUGCCUCCUACACCUCCUCCUACAGAACCCAGCACAGCACAGGUUGCUUUUUGCUGUGAUGCUGCAGCCCAGGAGCACCGCAUUCAGGGUGGUUUCAUCUGUGCUCCAACACCUUUCCAGUCCUUUCUUUUUGCUGUCCUUGGACAUGUUCUAUUUUUGUAGAAACAAGGUGAGAUGGGUUGUCAUUUAUAUAUUCCACACCCCUUUCAACUGAGCUUUGUUCUUUCCGAGCUACACCAGCAGUUUGCCAUUUCAAUUUCCCACGUGUAUUUUAAAAUAAAUUGCCUGUAGAUGAUGCAAGCCA
This is a messenger RNA of Meleagris gallopavo (turkey), 2782 nucleotides long. RefSeq names its product purinergic receptor P2X 7 (gene P2RX7). Gene Ontology annotation, biological process: calcium ion transmembrane transport; response to ATP; cell surface receptor signaling pathway. Gene Ontology annotation, cellular component: plasma membrane. The record is from RefSeq and is a predicted model, not a curated record. Gene Ontology annotation, molecular function: ATP binding; purinergic nucleotide receptor activity; extracellularly ATP-gated monoatomic cation channel activity. Lineage: Eukaryota; Metazoa; Chordata; Aves; Galliformes; Phasianidae.